Arachis stenosperma is the source of this 324-nucleotide messenger RNA. Its product is annotated as aspartate aminotransferase, mitochondrial-like. The transcript is spliced from 4 exons. The record is from RefSeq and is a predicted model, not a curated record. Lineage: Eukaryota; Viridiplantae; Streptophyta; Magnoliopsida; Fabales; Fabaceae. Gene Ontology annotation, biological process: amino acid metabolic process. Gene Ontology annotation, molecular function: L-aspartate:2-oxoglutarate transaminase activity. The coding region runs from base 1 to 324 and encodes 107 amino acids. Gene Ontology annotation, cellular component: mitochondrion.
AUGUAUAGUAAUCCAUCUGUUCAUGGAACACUUAUAGUUUCAACUGUUCUUGGUGACCCAAAAUUGAAGAAUUUAUGGCUUGAAGAAGUUAAGAUUGGCAUGUUCUGCUAUAGUUGGUUGACAUCUGAACAAGCUAAUCGUAUGACGAGCAAAUUUUUUAUUUACAUGACUUGUAAUGAUCGAAUAAGUAUGGCUGGUCUUAAUACUGAUAAUGUUAGAUAUGUAGCUAAUCCUAUUCACGAGGUCACAAAAUCAGGUAGUGAUACCUUUGAGAGGUGGUUCAUAUUGAAGACUCUUCAGCAUUUGUAUCUCCAUUUUUUGUAG